Molecule: messenger RNA, 3978 nt
Organism: Chaetomium fimeti
Lineage: Eukaryota; Fungi; Ascomycota; Sordariomycetes; Sordariales; Chaetomiaceae
Product: Endonuclease/exonuclease/phosphatase
Exons: 1
Coding region: 357-3518 (1053 amino acids)
Biological process (GO): phosphatidylinositol dephosphorylation
Molecular function (GO): phosphatidylinositol-4,5-bisphosphate 5-phosphatase activity
Source: RefSeq, a predicted model, not a curated record
GACGACAGCCGCGCACAGCCGUCGCAACACGCAACACGCAAGGAGUCCACAGCAACAGGUUGUCCAUUCCAACCACAACAAUCCCGCUUGUCGCUAUGUGUUCGCCCGCUCCUAUAUAAAACCAGCUCCCUCGACUUCCAAUGAACACCCCCCCGCACCCGGCCCGUUUUUACACUCCCGUUCGCUGUGCCACUCCCCCUCCGCCAAUGACCGUCGAGGUUCGAGUCCCCGAGUUCGAGAGGAACACGAGUACAUCGAAAAGUCGCCCGCCGUCUUAGCUGUCACGACCGCCGCAUAAAUACACAGACACGCCGAUACCCUUUGCCCGGAUCGGCUCGGAUACGAUAAAUGUCGUCAUGGGAUCCUCGGGGACGCCCACCGGUUCUGCGACCGCCGACGCUGCCGAUUUGUCUUCCACGAAUCCGUAUUCCCUCCACAGUGCACUGCAUAGCCGCCGCUCGGAAUACGUGCGUGCCCAUCGCAUGCGUAUAAAGGUGGGCACUUGGAAUGUCGCCGCGUGCCCGGGCACGGACAAAGACCUUGCGAGGUGGUUCAUCGACGGGGAAGGGUUGGACCCCGCCCUUGGGUCCUCGAAGCCGCCCGAGUACGGGGUGGAAGAAGGGCAAGGGGGUCACAACGGCUCCUCUAAUACCGGGGAUCCUAUAGAGCUAUCAGGCAGCGGCGCGGUUGGGCUCUACGUCCUCGGGCUCCAAGAGGUUAAUGUCCUCACGGCCCCGAGCCAGUACAUGUCAUGGAUUUACACCGCCGACGACACGACGAUGGGGAAGUGGAAGGCAGCCCUUGAGGCGGCUUUACCACCUGACUACCAACUUGUUGCCGCCGAGCAGCUGGCAGGCUUGCUGCUCCUAGCUUACGCUUCACCUGAGAUCGCCCCGACGAUAAGCAACGUCAGCACCAGUACCGUUGGCACCGGCGCGCUGGGAUACUUGGGGAAUAAAGGGGCCGUUUGCACCCGUAUCGUUAUGGGAGAAGUCACACAGUUGUUGUUUGUUAAUUCCCACUUGGCGAGCGGCGUUGAGGACUAUUAUCUGGAGCGUCGAACCAGCCAGACGCAACAGAUCAUGACCCACGCGCGAUUUGACCCCAUCACCAUUUCUGGGGUCUCCGAGGAUGAGAAGAACAAGAUCGGUGACGAGGAUUUUGCAUUCUGGUUCGGCGACCUCAAUUUCCGCUUGGACCGCCUGCCUGGCGACGACAUUCGGCGACUUUUGAUGCUGCACACCCGAGGCGAAUACGAUCUAUCCAAGCGGGAGCUGCGCCGCGAGAGCUCUCUCGAAGGGGAGCCCAUCGUGGUCCAUCGCCUGUCCGAUAGUAGCGAUGAGGUUGCUGACCGGGAUCCCGGCGAGCAACCCCAGGAACCGGCCGAAGACAAGGCUGCCGACUCCAAAGGGGCGGAUGACGACUCCCUUAACCUUCCAGACCCUGACGAGUUCCCCCAAGACCCGCAUGGAGAUCCCGGCUCCCUCCAAGCUACGCUUGACUCUCUUCUUCCACACGACCAGCUCAAGCGACUCAUCAAACAACGCAAGGUCUUCCACGAGGGCUGGCGAGAGGGCCCUAUCGCCUUUUUGCCCACUUACAAGUAUGAUGUGGGAACCGUCACGCUCUUCGACUCUAGCGAGAAGCGCCGCCCGCCUAGUUGGUGCGACCGGGUCUUAUACCGCACACGCAAAGACCUGCAGAAGUAUGAGCAGAAGGUCAAGGAAGAGGAGGAAACACGCAAGAAGGACGAGGAGAUGAAGGCUCGGGGCAUGGAAGAGGGUAUUGAUGACGACGUCCUAUUUUCGUACGACCCUGAAAAUGACGGGGAGGAACAGCCAAGCUCGACGAGCCUGGAGUACGACGAAUAUGACGAGGCCGAGGAUGGAGGCGAUGAUGAAAACACCAGUCAAGCUGGUCACGACAGGUUACGGCUUGAACUUUACACCUCCCACCAGCGGAUCACAUCAUCCGACCACAAGCCCGUUACAACCAUUUUCGCGCUCGAUUACGAUGCCGUGGUCCCCGAACUAAAAGCCAAGGUGCAUGCGGAAGUUGCGCGAGAGCUGGACCGGGCGGAAAAUGAGGGUCGACCGGGAAUCACCAUCGUAGUUGACCGCCACGACGCCCGAGAUCACGCACGGCUUGAUGCCACGGACUCCCCGACACACGUUGACUUUGGCGAGAUCCGAUUCCUCGAGAGGCACACCUCCACCCUGACGCUAGCGAAUACUAGCGGCGUGCCUGCCACAUUAUCCUUCAUCGAGAAGCGGGCGACAGACGACUUAGAGGGUGACGAUCUAGCCCAGGUACAAUGGCUGAUGACAUCCUUUGUGCACCCAGAGGCCGCGGACGAUGACACCGAACCCGUUGAUGUAGGAAAGGAGGUCACGCUAGAGCCAGGCGAGACGCUGAAUGCUGUGCUCGACACGCUGAUCACCAACGUUGCGCACGCCCAAAUGCUGAACGCAGGGCAUUCUACUUUGGAAGAGGUUCUCGUCCUUAGAGUGACGGACGGCCGAGACCACUUUAUCCCUGUCCGCGCCUCUUGGGCACCAACCUGCAUUGGCCGCUCCGUCGAGGAGCUCAUCCGGGUACCCGAUGGCGGGAUUCGAGCCUUUGCCCAUUCCCUCUCAAAACAGAGAGGAAGUAACGGCCCGAUCCCACACGACCUCCCAGCCCACCGCCCCGCUCCGAGGGAGCUCUUCCAACUCACCGAAGCCAUCGAAUCCGUAACCCAACGAGUGGUCGCCGAUGCCCAGAUGCUCGAGGACUGCACCAUCCCCACCGACCCCGGCUGGCCCUUCGACGAAGUCGUCUGCAAAUCCACCGACGCCGACACCCGAACAGAGCACAUCCUCUCGCUCAUCUCCGCCCUUGACCAAAACCACACCCUCUCCUCCGCCCUCCCCCCGGAAACACCCUCCCUCGCCCGCCUCGAAGCCCUCGCCCAAACCCUCCUCCUCUUCCUGCGCGGCCUGACCGACGGCAUCAUCCCCGCCGCACUCUGGGAACGCAUCGACCAGGCCGCGCCCUCCAUCCCUGCCCUCGCCAACCCAGCAGCAGCCAACCCGCCCCUCGACGACGCCGCCCUCGACACCGACCGCACCACCGUCCUCGACAUCCUGCAGUCCGCGCCCAACCAUAACAUCUGCUUCGUCUUCCUGACUACUACCCUCGCACGGGUGGUGUCGGAGCUGGCGCCGCUUUCUAAAGCGGAGUUGGAUGCCAUGAAGAGCGAUGUCGCGUCCCUGCCGGCCAGGGGGGGGAUUGGUGGCGUGCUGGGCGGGGUGGGGCGGAAGUCGCUGAGCUUGGUCAGGCGGGGGACGGUGUCGCCUGUGGCGGAGGCGUUGGCUGCGCUGGAGAGGCGGAGAGCCCGCGAGAGAAGGGUGGCGGAGGUGUUUGGGGGUGUUGUUUGUCGGGGGUUGGGUGUUGGGGAGGGGGCGAGGGAGCGCAGGGUUGGGGAGGGCAGGCGGAGGGCGGUGAUGGAGUUGUUUUUGAGGCGGAGGGGGGAGUGAGGGAUGGACUACGUUGGUGGGUGGUGUUUUUGGAUGGUUUUAGGGAUGGUUUAGCAUAGGACUUGUCACGGGGAUCAUGGUGUUUGGUUUGGUGGAUGGGUUAGGUUGGGCUGGCCUCGGUUUUAGGUCUGGACAUCGUCUCGGCACGUUUGCAUUUUGACCCCGGCGUUGCUGCUUGGUUACCCCAAGAAGGCUGCGUAUGGUGUUCAGUCAACGAUGGUAUUCCCAUAGUCCAAUACUUUCCUCGUCGAAUACACACAUCGCUGAGUUGGUCGGCAUUUGGGAGCCAAAACCAGCCCGGCUCGUGUCCAGCAAACGCGCUGUCCCCGCAUCCCGCCAACACGUAUUCGUACAUACAUCCAAAGUACCAAUCCUGUGGAUUGGGAGCGAACAAAGUCGGAUUCCAUGUCGAUCCCUUAUAUCUGGGGUAUUAUGGGUUCAUUUACGCUUGCAUCGGCGC